AUGCGGUGUACUGUUUUUUGCGAGGAUGGAGCGGGAAAUUUUUCAGCCGAAGUGAAACUGAAUUAUUUGGACAAGGCGUAUCAAGUGACAAUGAGUGUGCAUCAGCUUGCAAUUCUUCUGUGUUUUGAAAACGAAAAUUCACUUAAAAUGGAUUAUUUGGAAAAAGCGACAGGUCUUUCGGGUGAACUGCUCUUUCGAAAUAUCCGUGCUCUCGCUGACUCAAACAUUUUAUCCACUGCCGAUAAGGCCGAGAAGGAAGCAGAACAUGUGAAUAUUACGGCACAUCAGGAUCGGAAAUAUUACAUGGAAUGCACAAUUGUUCGUAUAAUGAAAACACGGAAAGUGAUAAAGCAUGCAGCUCUGGUCAACGAGGUGAUCGAGCAGACGAAGUCGCGUUUUGUGCCGGACAUGAACUUCAUCAAGAAGAGCAUCGAGUCGCUGAUCGAGAAGCUCUACAUCCAGCGCACCGAUCAGCAUGAUGAGUACCAAUAUCUGGCGUGA
Messenger RNA from Gongylonema pulchrum, 501 nucleotides. The record is from the annotation of a GenBank genome assembly. Lineage: Eukaryota; Metazoa; Nematoda; Chromadorea; Rhabditida; Gongylonematidae.